This is a messenger RNA of Strigops habroptila (Kakapo), 2080 nucleotides long. It is a transcript of the gene TRMT1, whose product is annotated as tRNA methyltransferase 1. Bases 778 to 2052 code for a protein of 424 amino acids. Gene Ontology annotation, biological process: tRNA N2-guanine methylation. Lineage: Eukaryota; Metazoa; Chordata; Aves; Psittaciformes; Psittacidae. The transcript is spliced from 17 exons. Gene Ontology annotation, cellular component: nucleus. Gene Ontology annotation, molecular function: metal ion binding; RNA binding. The record is from RefSeq and is a predicted model, not a curated record.
CCUCCCUCUCCGUUUUCCAUUAGGAACACGGCCGGCAGCGGGAAUAGGCAGAGCGGUUUAUCCCGACCCCCUCCGCGGGAUCAAGCAUAUUCCCGCAGGAUCAAGCCGGGAUCUUCCUUCUGGGAUCCCCCCCUCCAAAGCAAUCAGGUUUCCCCGGGCUUUAAGACCCUCGCGGGGCGCCGUCCGCCGCGGUCACGUGACCGCCGCAACAUGGCGGCGCCCAUGUGAAGAAGGAGGGCGCGGCGCGGAGGAUGCGCGGCGCGGCAGCCGCCUUCAGGAGCCUUCAACGAGCUACCUCCGGCCCCCUCCGCCGCCGCUUUGCCAUGGACGGCGCUUCCCCCAACGGGUCCGGGCCCCCCCCGGCCCCUGAGGGCCCCCCCCGGGGCCGGCGAGACGCUGAUCUCCGAGGGUCAAGCCACCAUCCUGUUCCCCAGCGCCAACGAGGUCUUCUACAACCCGGUGCAGGGCUUCAACCGGGACCUGACCUGCGCCGUGCUCACGGAAUUUGCUCGGCUCCUCCUGCAGCCGAAGGGGAUCCGGGUUGUCCUCCCUGGGGAGGAGAACACGGAUGCAGGAAGCCCCCAAGCACCGGAGGAGGGUGACGGUGCCAGCGCCGAGCCCCCGCGGGUGGCGAAGGCAGGAGAAGUGUGCGAGGGGGGGCUGCGGGUGCUGGAGGCGCUGGCGGCCUCGGGGCUCCGCUCCAUCCGCUUUGCCAAGGAGGUGCCGGGGCUUCGGGCCGUGGUGGCCAACGACUGCUCGGCGCGGGCCGUGGAGCUCAUGGGCCGCAACGUGGCCUUCAACGGGGUGGGGGCCCUGGUGACCCCCCAUAUGGCUGAUGCCAGGCUGCUGAUGUACCAGAGCAAAGCUGACAAGGAGCCCUUCGAUGUGAUCGACCUGGAUCCCUACGGCAGCCCCGCGCCCUUCCUGGAUGCUGCUGUGCAAGCUGUGAGCGAAGGAGGGCUGCUGUGUGUGACCUGCACGGACAUGGCGGUGCUGGCGGGGAACAGCGCCGAGACCUGUUACAGCAAAUACGGCGCCAUGUCCCUCAAGGGCAAGUUCUGCCACGAGAUGGCGCUGCGGAUCAUCCUGCACAGCUUGGACAGGCGAGCCAACUGCUACCAGCGCUUCAUCGCGCCGCUGCUCGCCGUCAGCGCCGACUUCUACAUCCGCGUCUUCGUGCGGGUCUUCACGGGGCAGGCGAAGGUGAAAGCCUCGGCCAGCAAGCAGGCUCUGGUGUACCACUGCGUCGGCUGCGGCACCCACCACCUCCAGCGCAUGGGCAAAGCCACAGCCCAUGGCAAUGGCUUCAAGUAUGGGGCAGCCACGGGGCCGCCCGUGGGGCCCACGUGUGAGUUCUGCCACCAGCGGCACCAGCUGGGUGGCCCCAUCUGGGCUGAGCCGCUCCAUGACGUGCCCUUCGUGCAGCGGGUGCUGGCGGCGCUGGAGCGGAGCCCCCGGCGCUUCCCGACGCAGGAGCGGCUGCGGGGGGUGCUCAGCGGCAUCGCCGAGGAGCUCAGCGAUGUGCCCCUGUACUACACCCUGGAGGGGCUCAGCAGCACCAUCCACUGCAACACCCCAUCGCUGCUGCAGUUCAGGACCGCAGUGAAGACGGAUGCGCCCCCAGCCGUGCUCUGGGAUAUCCUGCGCUGCUGGGUGCGGCUGCACCCAGUGAAGCGCGAGCGGCUCACGGAGAGCAGCCCCGCAGCCCGGAUCCUCGCUGUGGAGCCCACGCUCGAGGCCUCCUUCACUGUCCGCGCCGACGCCAACCCCAGCUCCAGGAAAAGGGGCUUGAAGCGAUUCCCGGAAAACCCAGAAGCAUUUUGGGGACCUAAAGCCAAGGCCAAGGCCGGGGGGGGCAUCUCCCCGUCCCUGCAGGAGAAGCGGCAGCGGCUCCAGAACAAACGGACGCAGCGGCCGGAUGGAGCCGACCCGAAACCCUUCCCCUGCAAACGGCACAAGGAGGGCCGCUGCUCGCUGGGUGCCCAGUGCUGCUACUCACAUGAGGGGGACCCCCCCCUUGCACCCCCCAGCCCCGGCGCUGCCUCUGUUUAAUGCCCCCAUUAAACAGAGCCUGAGAAAA